Messenger RNA from Paramecium tetraurelia, 1278 nucleotides. RefSeq lists its product as uncharacterized. Gene Ontology annotation, molecular function: protein binding. The record is from RefSeq and is a predicted model, not a curated record. Lineage: Eukaryota; Ciliophora; Oligohymenophorea; Peniculida; Parameciidae. The transcript has 4 exons.
AUGAACUAAUUUUAUUAAUAAUAAUCUAAAUUUCAAUCAUAAGAGUAUUCACUCAGUUUUCGUCGUUUCAGUAUUUAUUAAUUUUGUUAAAGCCACACAAUAACCGUAUAAAUAUUAUUAUUAUUAAAUUAAUGUACAGGGAGGAAAGAAGCGCUUCUCAAUCUAAACAUUCCCUAAAACUUAAGAAAAGAAUUCAAACUCUAUUACACCACUCCAGAGCUAAAUGAUUGUCUUUACUUGCAUUACAAAGGCUUUGAAAAGAUUGAGAAUCUUGAAGAGUUCACAGGGUUAAAAGUCAUUUACUUGGAGGGAAAUGGUCUACAAAGCAUCGAAGGACUGGAUUGUUUGACUUCCCUGAAAUGCUUAUAUUUAUAGGAGAACAUAAUUAGAAAAAUGGAAAACUUGCACAUGCUAACUGAGUUAAUUAAUCUAAAUCUAAGUGACAAUAUGAUAAGCAAGAUUGAGGGGUUGGAAUAAUGUUAAAAACUGUAGACUCUUCAGAUAAAAAGAAAUAGGAUUGGGAUGAAUGGACUUAGUGAUUUAGAAGGAGUACUUUGCUUACAGAAUUUAUCAGUGUUGGAUGUAUCAGACAAUAAAAUAGAUGACCCAAAUGUUGUAGACGAAAUAUUUUUAAAAAUACCUCAAUUAGCAGUCUUGUAUUUCUAGAACAAUACAGCCGGAAAGUAAAUCCAACAUUAUCGAAAAACCCUGAUCAGUAGAAUUAAGACCUUAAAGUAUUUGGAUGACAGACCUGUCUUUGAUGAUGAAAGAAGAUUUGCUGAGGCCUUUGCAAAAGGAGGACUAGAUAUGGAGAGAGAGGAAAGACAAAAGUAUAAGAAGGAGCAAGAGGAAGAGCAUAUGAGACAACAUCAAAACUUUAAAGACAUGAUUCGUAGAUAUAGAGAAGAAUAAUAAUAAUAGCAAGAAUAACAACAACAAUAAUAAUAAGAAGAAUAAUAAUAAGUAGAUAAUGGUUCAGAUAACGAAGAACCUUCACAUCUAUCAACUUAUAAUACUUAAUCGAAUGCUAGUGAUGUUAGAUCAUCUGCUCAAUAAUCUGCUCAGUAGUCAGAACACUAAUCAGAGAAACACUCCGAUAAGUAAUCAGACAAUCAAUCUGAAAAUACUUCAAGAAUUGCUGAUGGACAAAGUGAACACAGAAGUAUUGAUGGAGAUUAGAAGAGUGUAGAUGGAGCUAGUGACCAUGGAAGUGAAUAGGUGGAAAUUAAUACAAUUGGAAAUUUUGGACAAUCAACUCAACUUGAUGAAAUCGAUUGA